This is a messenger RNA of Anolis carolinensis (green anole), 1096 nucleotides long. RefSeq lists its product as uncharacterized. Lineage: Eukaryota; Metazoa; Chordata; Lepidosauria; Squamata; Anolidae. The record is from RefSeq and is a predicted model, not a curated record. The coding region runs from base 65 to 1000 and encodes 311 amino acids. The transcript has 3 exons.
UGGCCUUUUGCCACCGGGAGGGAGGGAGGGUGGGAGGGGUCUCCCUUGGGUCAUCCUCCGCCCCAUGGGCCUGAUCUCUCCUCCGGCGCCGCCCCCCUGCCAGGACCCCGAGGGCUGCUGCCUGGAGCUCCACGAGACCCUGGUGGUCCUGGUGGCCCUCAUCCUCCUGGUCCAGGUGGCCCUCAAGCUCCUCACCCUGAUCUACUGCUAUCUCUGCCAACUUUUGCACAGUUUCUGCGCCAUGAUCAUUGCCAAAGAGUGUCAAAGAUCGAGACCACCAGCUCCCGCUGUCACGAGGAAAAGCCACAGCCGCAAGCGUUGGGGCCGGUGGUCCGAGUCGGACGUCUCCCGCCAGAAACGCUGCCCGCGCUGCGUCCACUGCACCCUGGAGCCGCUCAAGCUGACCAUGAACGUCCAGAACGAGGACAAGGAACCCCGCCGAGCCGGACGGAGGCCGUACGCCGACUACCCGCCGUGCGAAUACUGCGAGUGUGAACACCACCACCCGGCGAACCCGCCCCCCACGGCCCCCGCUGUUGUCCGGUACCGGGACGUGGCCUGCGGGACCUCGGAGACCAUGUUUUACCCCGGGAGCAACGAGCGCCGGAACACCAUCGGGCCGGCCACCGAGAUGCAGUACCAGGACGUCGAAUACCCCGCCGGAGCCGGCACCCGGACCCGCCGCCCUACCAAGGUCUACAUCUAUCCGGUCCACCCGCAGACGCCGCCCGGGAGCCGGGCGGCCAGCCCCGAGAGGGCCUACCGGCGCCGGGGGACCGUCACCGAAGAGGGGCCCGAGUACGAGGUCCGGGAGCAGCGCCGGAGGUCCCCCCGGGAGUCCACCGCACCGGUCACCGCCUCGCCGGGCCUGACCCGCUUCCAGAACCUGGCCGCCAGCGUGGCCGCACAGACCGAGGGUGCCGGAGCCAAGUCCAAGACCACGCCUGCCUGGCCGGACCUCACGGGGGGCUCCGACUGGGUCUACCGGCCCCUGAAGUAGAUGGAAGCACAGAGAGCCCCAGAGGAAGAAGAGCCCUUCGACACCCCGUCUUGACCCAUCUGCCGGGUGGGAGAGAAUUAAAGCACAAAAGGGAAA